GCCGAAGAUAAGCCAACACUCAACCCAAGUGGAUGUUAUCCUUUGAUGAAUUUCACCCGGCCUUUCUGUCAAAAUCAUGGAGUUAUUUUGUCAGACUACAUAUACGAGACGCCUUAUAAGCAAAGAUGGUACAAUGAUUAUCUCAAUAGGGAGUACGAUCGAUAUGUCAGGCUUGGUGUACCAAAAAUGAGCAGAUUCUUUAAAGUGGACAACGACAUGGUGAUAAAGUGCGUACAUGCUUCAGUGCCACUCCUUUGUCAUUAUCAUUUUCCGAGUUGCGAGGCGACCCGGGCGGUGUAUAAGGAGCAGACGAUUUGUCGAGAGACUUGUCUCAAUCUUAUUCGUAUAUGUGGUGAAAUUUGGGAUUACUUUGCAAAAGCUUAUACCCAUAAACAUCCUGAUCAGCAGUCGAAGAAACGCGUCCUUUGCGAACUACAGCCUUACAGAAAUGCUGGUGAGUCCCCAGAAUGCUGGUACAGUGAUCUUGAAAAUUCUACAGUUGCAAUCCCAUCUCCUCAAAGGACGCCAAUUUUAGAUUGUUUGUACUUAAACGGAAGCAGUUACCAUGGGAACAUAUCAGUGACGGCCUCAGGUAUUCCAUGUCAGUCAUGGACAGAACAAUGUCCUCAUCGUCAUACCAUGAACACCAUGUAUCCAGAAUUAAACAACGCCAAAAAUUACUGUCGCAAUCCCAAGAACUCAGGACAGCGACCUUGGUGUUUUACUACAGAUAGGAACAAGAGGUGGGAGUACUGUGAUAUCCCUAAAUGUACCCCAGUUCAUGGUAAUUAUGGCAACUGGUCAUUGAGCAGUCCGUGUAAUGUAACUUGUGGUGAAGGUUUUGAAACAUGGACACGAAAUUGCAACAAUCCUGAGCCAAAGUUUGAUGGAACAAACUGUAGUCAUCUAGGAGAGGCUAUUGAGUACAGACCAUGUCAGACAACACCAUGUCCUGGUAAGCUAGCUAUCUCUUUUUUUUGAGGGGUC
Dendronephthya gigantea is the source of this 987-nucleotide messenger RNA. RefSeq names its product plasminogen-like. Bases 46 to 981 code for a protein of 311 amino acids. Lineage: Eukaryota; Metazoa; Cnidaria; Anthozoa; Malacalcyonacea; Nephtheidae. The transcript is spliced from 4 exons. The record is from RefSeq and is a predicted model, not a curated record. Gene Ontology annotation, molecular function: endopeptidase activity; signaling receptor binding.